UUGCGAAAUGCCUGUCUUGUAUAUCUUCCUCCAUUGCAAUCGCAAGGCAAUUCUCUUAUCACUCCGUCUAUGUGAACCCCCUCAACCUCAACGACGAUCCCGAGCACGACCGGAGCUCCACCCAAGACCCUGCUCUUGACAACAAAGAGAAUGUCACCCCCAACAAAAAAAAGUCAGUCCCGAUGCUUGGUGACAAAGAGAACUCAGCUCCCGCUCCCACCAACGGGUCGUCCGCUGCUCUGAAGAAGCCCUCCUCUCCCUCCAAGUGCCUUUCUUCUGACAAGCUGAAGGUGCUCAAGCCAUCGUCCCUUCAGUUCUGCAUGCAAAUGAACGGGCCUGAUUCGGCUUUCUGGUCCAAGUUCCGGGACCCCAUCGGGUCGGAGAAUUCGAAUUCUGCAAAUAUAUGGGACUUUUCUGAUUCGGAGGCAGCUCCAGCUUCUUCCUGGUCUACUCUGCCCAACAGGUGGGUUCUAGCAGAUUCGUGCAGUUUGGUAGACCUCCACUGGUGCAACAUAAGUAGGCAUUUUUGUAAGGUACCUAAUUGAUAUGCUCGGGCUAGCAGUCACUGGAACCCCAAAGGCUGCUCCAUAGAUGUAUGGAGAGUCAUCGUACCACGAUCUGUACAGUCCCGUGUCAUGUGAGGGCGAGAUCUGACUCCCUCCAACAUUCAAGCGGUUAUAACAUCGCCCACGCCCACGCCCAGCCCCCAGCCCCCCCUCCCAGUCGAUCGAAGCCGCGGCUUGUCAAAUCGAGCAUUGCCCGUAGUUGUCGCUCCUCUUCAAUUCCAUCGAGGGUGCCGCUCCUCCUCAGCUCCACCCGUGGCUGCCGCUCCUUCUCCUGAGCUCUGCUCGGCCCUUCAACUCGUCCUCCUUUGAUGUGUGCCCGACCUCUGCCCUUUCUACACCAUCGUGAGCCUCGAUUGCUCCUGAGUGACUGCUGUUGUUGCUCCUGGUCGGAGAAGGGCUCGACUUGUUGCAGCAUUUUUUGUUGCUUCUUGAAUAUGCUCCAUCGCGAAUGGAAGCUCCUCGACGAGCCAUUGCUUCUCCCCACAAGUUGCCACUACUCCUAAGCCUUCCACCUCUGCGACUCUAGGUUGCCUUUGAAGAGAUGGAAAAAAUUGUGUAGGUUCCAAAUGGACUCCGAAAUUCGUGAUAUAAUACAGGUUUCGCAUAUGAUCCGAUUUUAGGAUUUAAUAGGGUAAGAACUAGUUUCAAAUUCUUGGAAUAUGUCAUCUAUAGGGUAGGGUCCAGGUAUCUCGAAAAAAUAUAUGAUACUCGGACCCGCACACCCUGAAGAUUGGUGACCAUCGAGGUAUAAUUGUCUCU
Molecule: messenger RNA, 1325 nt
Organism: Punica granatum (pomegranate)
Lineage: Eukaryota; Viridiplantae; Streptophyta; Magnoliopsida; Myrtales; Lythraceae
Source: RefSeq, a predicted model, not a curated record